UUUCUGAACGUUUAAAUCAGGAAGUAACAUCAAAACACUGGAGUCUGCAUUGUGAUGCACGAUGGGAGUUGAAAUUUGGGUCCGUUUUUGAAAUCCUGUUUUAAAAUGUGUACACUUUUGAUGUAACAUUUCAGAGUAGACAUUUGUGUUUUUGGUGUGGCGUUAUUUACUUGCAGUACUUCUGUAAUGGGGAUAGUAUUUUGCUAGACGGGGGGCAAUGGAUGACAAGGCGUAUGAAACUGCUUUUAAAGCAAGCCAGAAAAAUCUUUGUGGUUUAGACAUUGAAGAUUCAGUGCAUAAGAGGAUGUCCAAUUCUGUAUCGCAGAAGACCAGCAGGGAAGAGGAAUUAAUAUCCAAGAUGAAUGACUGUGAACUGGAUUCUAUAGGAGAUUCUACUUACUCUCUUCUUUCACCCAUUUAUCAUGAUAGCUUUGACAGUGAAGAUGUGGAGGAAGCAUUUGAAGCUUUAAACCAGAAAGAUGAGGGCAUUCAGAAGAACAAAGUAGUACUAAGAACUAAGUCACUUAAUGCAAAGCCAGAAAACGUAAAGAAGCAACAGCAGCUUCCUUUGACAGAGUUUAACUUCACACCUUGGGAAGAAUGGCUGAUACGUAAAACAAAAGAAGAAAGGAACAAAAUUCAAAACAGAUCUAUGAAGGAGGUAGAACUGCAACAGGAAAAACUAAAAGAAUUGCAGGAAGUUGAAAAAAAGCACUUGAUGACUGAAGAAAAGCUGAGAAACUGGAUUCAGAAAAAGAAUGAGAAGAAAGUGGGUUUGCUUUUGCCAAAGCCUCCAAGAGGCCAUUCCACAAGGUCUUUGGCGACUUCUUCUGGGUUUUGGGCUAGAACUUCCUUGGAUGAUAUCUGUACAGCUGCAAUGUGGGGUGGUAGUCAUAUCUGUUAUUGCUCAUCAAGCUGGAUCUGGUCUCUAAGGGAAGAGCAGCCUUUUGCUCGGAAGUGCUCCGGAAUAUCUUUCCUUCAGAGUCCUCCUGGAAUUCAGGAAAGGAUUGAAAAAGAAAUGAGACUUAGAAAAGAGCUGGAAGAGAAAAAAGCAACAGAGGAAAAAAAAAGGCAAGCACAAGAAAAGUCUGAACAAAAAUACCAAGAGUGGUUGCAGAAAAAGAAGGCAGAGGAGUGUGAGAAAAAAAGGAAAGAACAGGGUACUAUGAUUGGAGCUCAUAUCCUGCACCAAGUUUCUAUAAUCCAAUUCCUUGGAAGCCAAUCCAUGUUCCUUCCUCAGAAGAGCAAUCAAGAAAAUUUUCAAAGAAAAAAGGAAGGAAACCAGUGUCCAGCCUCUUAUACAGGACUUCCUCAGCAGUAAUUUGUAGACCCAAAGACAAUCUUAGUGUUAGGACACAUCACAGAAAUAGGAAGUGCAGUGGAUUUUAAGAGUGGAAAAUGCUAUGUUAUUUUAGUUGGCUUUAUCAGUAAGGAUGAAUAAGACUGCUUGUUGCUGACAUACAAAUAGUCAAGAAGAAAAAAGCUUUUUGCUUCAGUAAAUAUCGUCAGUAAGCAUGCGUUUUGUUAAUGUACUCAUUUGGAACCUCAGUACUUUGCACUGAAGAAUGAUUUUUAAAAUACAUUUUUAUCUGUAAAGCCUGACAUUAAAAUGUUCCAGCCAAACAGCACCACCAAGAUAAAUAACUGAAACAGAUUGUAUUAUGUAGUGCAGGGUUUGUCAGAUAAAAAAGCAGUUCGUUUUGAUUAUGUAUUUUAAAUGUGGAAUAUCAGAACAGGAAAUUCAAGUAUCAGAAAGUGUAGUUUAUUCUGAUAUGCAUUAUAUAACGCAUUGUCCUAAAAGACCAAGAUGGCUAUUUCAGUACAUAACAUAUAGAUGAAGCACCACUUUUGAUUUCCUACUCAAAAUGUCAUAUGGAAUAGGAGAAUAAUAUUUCUACAGUAUCUGUAUUACACCUGCAUUGCUACCUGUUUCCCAUCUUAAUGCUAUUAUUUGGGCUCCAUGUCUUUUUGCAGAAUAGUGGGUUUGAGCUGGAUGGGGUAAAUGCUCUGUAGUUGAUCUGGGUCCUCAUAUGUAUAAUUAUUUUUUUAUUACUUUGUUUGCUCAUUCAGCACAUCCAUUAUCUCACUUAGAACUGCUCUUCUGUGUCCUGUAUCUGUCUUUUGUCCUAGCACCUCUGUUAUGGUUUGCUGAGAAAUGGUGCCUUAAGAAGAACAUAGGCAAUUUGGUUCUUUGAGACCAUAAGAUGCUUAAUUCGUAUUAUGCACUCUGAAUGCAUUUUAAUCAGAAGUGUUUAAUGGCAUAUCCUAUUUGAUAGAAGCAUCAGUCUUUUUACAGACAAAGUUAAUAUUUACAAGAGAUUUAUAAUUUCUGGAAGAGUUUCAAGCAGCCCUUGUAGAGAAUUCCCCCCUUUUCUUGGAAGUGUCUUAUAUGUGACUUGGUCCUACAAAUGAAGUGAGAGUAAUUCCAAUCCUGUUUUAGUUUAGCAUUCCUCUCUGCUGAGUAAAUUGUUCCUAUGGUUGAAAUGAAUGCAAUUGUGCUUUUCUGCGCACUUUUCCUUUUCAAAUAUAGUCUUUUUUGUGUA
Messenger RNA from Protopterus annectens (West African lungfish), 2543 nucleotides. RefSeq names its product coiled-coil domain containing 34 (gene CCDC34). NCBI's taxonomy places the organism in Eukaryota, Metazoa, Chordata, Ceratodontiformes, Protopteridae. The record is from RefSeq and is a predicted model, not a curated record.